Molecule: messenger RNA, 1662 nt
Organism: Scomber japonicus (chub mackerel)
Lineage: Eukaryota; Metazoa; Chordata; Actinopteri; Scombriformes; Scombridae
Exons: 2
Coding region: 239-1486 (415 amino acids)
Source: RefSeq, a predicted model, not a curated record
AAUCUGUAGAAAAAUUGAUGCUUGGCAAAAGGCCAACAUUGAAGAGAAUUGCCUAAUCAUAUUAAAGCAAUGUUUUUAGCUGUGGGCGCAACUUAUAUAGGUUGCAUUUGACUCUAGGGGGAAGUUAAACAAAGGACAUAGUAUGCUCUCUGGUAUAACGGACCUCACCCUGCACGGUGAUGAAUAAAGAGGGAGGGAAGAGAUUUUGAUCACAUGGCCACGAAGUCAUUCUGAAAGUAUGCUGGUAGGGUAUAGCCCACAGAAGCAUAAACGCCCUUCAGAGCGAGCAGUUGUGUCCACGCGACAUCCAUCACUUUUCAGAGCUUUUGGCUUUGAGUCAGUCGGCAGCGUCGGGCUGGUAGAUACAAACAAGAGACGAGAGGGUGACGAAAGCAAAAAAAAAAUGGCGAAUCAAACCGAAAAUUCGUCCCCCACUGAGAUGAGCACCACACCAACGUCAUUCAACAUUUCCAGCACUAUGGUCAACUUCACUUCAACACUCUCCUCCAACCUCACUUCAACAGCCACCUCCACCUCUGCAUUAGAAGUAAUAGCAGCCAAUGACAUCAUCUCCAGAGCAAACUAUGUCUACGGCAUCUUUGCAGCUCUGGGUUUCAUCGCCGGCUGCUUCCUGCUCUACAGCUUCAUCCAGUCCUACAGAGCUCACAGAGAGCUGGCCUGGCUCGACUGCCUGCUCUGGGCCUUCUGUGGCAUCCAGCUGCUGCUCCUUCUUCUCUCUCUCUACGCCGUGGCCCACCGACCUAAAUACCUUUGUACCACAGCUUUGGGCUGUGCCGCGCUCUCCUUCACGAUCAACACAGCUUGUCUAUGUGGCCUGUUUGUCUUAGUGCUCAUGGCUUACGUCCUAACGCUUGAUCCACCGUCCCAUGCCCUGCUGAGGAAGCCUGGGGUCUGUGCUGCUCUGGUGAUCCUGAUCUCUGUUGUGAUCGCUCUGGUGCUGGCCGGGAUUCGAGGACCGAACAAUGGGUUGAAAGUUCAUGGCGAGUGUUUCAUGGAUGGGGUCCAUCCUGGUGCUGCGUAUGCAGCAGCUAAGAUGUUUCUGGGUCUUCUGAUUCCCUACACUCUCCAGCUGGGUCUUCUCAUAUGUGGAUGCAUCCGGCAGUGGAAAUCUAAAGGACGCUUCCUCUCCGGGUCUGAGGCAGGUCCCGUCUUCCUGACAGUCACUGCAGUGAUGUUUUUCUGCCAGCUCUUCUACCGAGUGGUGCUGGUAAGAGAAGCCCAGCUACAGUCAGUGGGCGUCAAUAAGCGGGUGUUUCUGAGAGUGGCAGAGUUUGUAUUCUUCUCAGGAAGCAGCGCCAGCCUACUGCUCGUGCUGUUCAUGCAUAGGCCAUGUCGAGAGAGUCUCCACAGAGUGUUUAGGCAACUGAAGGAGUGCUGUCGAAGCCCAGGGCGCACGCAGCCCAACAGGAACAUCAUAACUCCCCAAAUUGAAAUCACAGACACUCUACAGGAUAUUGAGUCAUAGAGGAAACAAACUCUCUCUGCGAGGACAAAACUCUUGAUGAUGCAUCUCAUCAACUUCUAAAAUGCUUUUGCUGUUCAUCACCUACAAAUGCCUAUAUCAUUUUUUCUUAAAACAUAAAUGUAUUGUUUUGUCUAGCAUCGCCAGUAACUGAAAAUGCACAAGCUAUAAGCUAUUUU